UCGCCGCAGGGGUUUAUUAGCGUCUGACAGCGCCCAAACUAAAUCCAACACAACAAGAGACGGUGACAUCGCUUUGUUUUGUUGGUCGGUCACCGGGAGAAACAAAACUUUCGGAUUCUAAACGGUAAAAUGGAGACACCAAUUUAUGUCGAUGGAGCAACUUCGACCAGCGGAAAGAGUGUUUCGUUGAAACGGGUCAUAAAUCACAAAAAAGAUCUUCAGAAGGAAAUUUCCGACUUGGAAAAACUUCAGAAGACCUUACUUCAACAGAGAAAAGAUCUCGAAUACAUAAACGAGAAUAUCAGAGGCUGGGCUAAGAGCUUCGACACCAUUGAAAGAAAUACUCAAGGUGUUCCCUUUGUGAGAAAUGUCAAAGAAAUUUGCGCGUCGAUUGAAAACCUGUUGAAUGAUAUUCAUGGAGACUUUUACUUCAGAAUGCAGAAUUUGAUCACGGCAGAUGUGCCAUGUUUUCAGCAGGUUUAUGAAGCCUUAGAGCUGUUGAAAAAACAAGUUUCGAAGAUCAUUAGGGAUGAUGCAGCCUACAAGGCGUCAUUUAUCGAAGAAAUUCGACAGAUCCUUGGACGCCUUACAGGCAUCACUGAUACUAUGUUAGAAAUUUAUUUUGAACAAUAAAUAAGAAAAUAAUUAAGGGAAGACCUUUGACGAUUAAACUGAAAAACAAAAUAUUAAGAUAAUUUAGAAGCUUCAAUCGCAGUUUCAUUAGACUUUAUUUUUGUAUGCAAAUGUUUUGGUUUAGAGUUUGUUUUCAAAACAGCCUUAUGUAGCCUUAUGUUUUUUCGUGGCGUACCUGUAAACUAGCUUUUAGCUAAGCGUUCUGACCACGUUAAAUAAAUUGAUUGAUUG
Molecule: messenger RNA, 864 nt
Organism: Stylophora pistillata
Lineage: Eukaryota; Metazoa; Cnidaria; Anthozoa; Scleractinia; Pocilloporidae
Source: RefSeq, a predicted model, not a curated record